Molecule: messenger RNA, 635 nt
Organism: Tribolium castaneum (red flour beetle)
Lineage: Eukaryota; Metazoa; Arthropoda; Insecta; Coleoptera; Tenebrionidae
Exons: 3
Coding region: 98-427 (109 amino acids)
Source: RefSeq, a predicted model, not a curated record
GCACCGUUCAGUCAUCACAGUUAUCAGAGCAGGCUGCGCGCAACAAUCGAACAUCAGCCGCGUAUUUGAUCGCAGUGAGCGUGUUAUUUUUUUCAAAAUGAAAACCAUCACAUUUUGUUUUUUCGUUGUGUUGGUGAUGAGUGUGCAAAAUGUUUUCGCGGGACCGCGAUACAGGCUCAAGCGCGUGUCCGAUGCCCAUUUGGCCGAUCUUCAGUCCCGAAUAGCGCUGAAUAAUAAGUUGAAGGGGGUUUCGGUGACCAUGCCUGUGGGGGGCGGCCGGAUUGAUCCAGGAAGAAUAGGCCGCAGGCGGCGCUCGCAAACGAGAUUCCUGGACGUUCUCUUCAACCAAUCGGAGGAAGAUAAGGGUGACCCGGUUGAGUUGACCGACUACGAAAAUUUAAUCCAGAGAUUACUGAACUUGGAAUAAUUCGUUUUGUGAUUUUGUGUGACAUGAAUGGUUGAAUCGGAAUGAAAUUACAUAAAAAGCAGUAUUAUGUUAUACUUAUCUUAUUCUAGUCCUAGAUAGGUAAUUUAUUUUUUUACUCUUAUUUAUUAACUUAAUUUAAAUGAAGUGUCUGUAAAUAUGUUUUGCUAUUUUGUAUUGUUUUUGCAUAAGUAAAAGACUUAUCAUCGAA